AUGACGCUCUCGCAGGACCUGCUCCCCGCCCUGCCCCCGCUCUGGCAGCUCGCGCUCCUCGGCGGCGCCGCGUACGCGGCGACGACGUGGUACGGCGCGGCGCGGCGGCGCGCGCGCGCGACACCGCUCGCGGGCCCGCUGCGCCCGAGCUGGCUCUUCGGCGUCACGAAGCAGGUGCUCAACAACCCGGACGCGCCCGCGAUCUACGAGGGGUGGGUCGAAGAGUACGGCGCGGUGUUCGUCGCGCCGGCGCCGCUCGGCGCGACGCGCGUCGUGCUCACGGACCCGAAGGCGGUCGCGCACUUUUACGCGGCGGAGACGUGGACGUACGUGCAGACGAAGCUCGCGCGCGUCGCGAUCGAGGGCUUGUUCGGGCGGGGGCUGCUCUGGGCGGAGGGCGAGUCGCACAAGCGGCAGCGCAAGGCGAUCUCGCCUGCGUUCAGCAACGUCGCCAUCAAGCGCAUGACCGCCAUCUUCUACGACUCGGUGUACAAGCUCAAGACCGCCUGGGACAACCAGCUCGCCGGGGCGGACGCGGCCGUGAUCGACGUCGAGGCCUGGAUGAACCACGUCUCGCUGGACUCGAUCGGGAUCGCCGGGUUCUCGCACGACUUCCGCUCGCUCGACGGGCAGCGGUCGGACAUCGCGGAGGUGUUCGACGCGAUGGGCCGCGUGAAGCCGUCGGUGCUCUCCGCGCUCGUGAUCUUCUUCGGGAACGUGUUCCCGGUGCUGUGGAAGCUGCCGACGGAGAUGCGGCGCCUGCAGCGGAAGAUGAACCGGAGCAUGGAGCAGAUCGCGGUCGUCCUGCUCGAGAACACGCGCAGGGAGCUCCGCGGGCUCGGGGAGACGGGCAAGGAGGAGAAGAGCAUCAUCGGGCUGCUCAUCAAGGCGGAGGACCAGGAGGCUAGCCUGCCCAUGUCGCAGGAAGAGAUCAUGGCGCAGGCACUGCUCAUCCUAGCCGGCUACGAAACCACCUCCAUCAGCCUCACGUGGGCGUUGAUCGAGCUCUGCCGCAAGCCGGAGAUGCAGGCGCGCCUGCGGGACGAGCUCCGCGCGCAGUUCCCGAACUCGGACCCGAGCUGGGACCAGCUCAUGAACGGCGCGGGGCUGCACUACCUCGACGCCGUCGUGCACGAGAUCCUGCGGCUGCACGCGCCGCUCGCCGUCACGAACCGGGUGGCAGCGAAGGACGACGUGAUCCCGCUCUCGCAGCCGAUCCGGACGAAGCACGGCGAGCUCGUCGACGCGAUCGCGAUCUGCGCCGGGCAGGAGGUCGGGAUCCCGAUCGGGUACAUGAACACCGCGCUCGCGCUCUGGGGCCCGGACGCGCGCGAGUUCAAGCCCGAGCGCUGGCUCCUCCCCGGCGACGGCGCGAAGGGCGGGGAAAAGGAGCAGGAGCACGCGGGGCUGCCGCGGCGCGCGCAGGAGAUCCAGGGCCACCGGCACCUGCUCACGUUCGUCGACGGGCAGCGGAUGUGCCUCGGGCGCGGGUUCGCGCUCGCCGAGUUCAAGGCGGUGUUGGGCGUGCUCAUCAAGAACUACACGUUCGAGCUCCGGGACGGGCCGGAGACGGAGAUCGCGCACUGUCGCGGGGUGCUGCCCCGGCCGCAGGUGAAGGGCGAGGUGGGCGCGUGCGUGCCGAUGCGCGUGCGGCGCGUGGACGCGUGA
Messenger RNA from Epithele typhae, 1668 nucleotides. Its product is annotated as cytochrome P450. The transcript has 11 exons. The coding region runs from base 1 to 1668 and encodes 555 amino acids. Gene Ontology annotation, molecular function: heme binding; monooxygenase activity; iron ion binding. The record is from RefSeq and is a predicted model, not a curated record. NCBI's taxonomy places the organism in Eukaryota, Fungi, Basidiomycota, Agaricomycetes, Polyporales, Epitheliaceae.